This is a messenger RNA of Colletotrichum higginsianum IMI 349063, 1014 nucleotides long. Its product is annotated as Enoyl-CoA hydratase/isomerase. The record is from RefSeq and is a predicted model, not a curated record. Lineage: Eukaryota; Fungi; Ascomycota; Sordariomycetes; Glomerellales; Glomerellaceae. Gene Ontology annotation, molecular function: hydro-lyase activity. Bases 1 to 1014 code for a protein of 337 amino acids. The transcript has a single exon.
AUGCCGGUCGAUCGGGGAUUUUUCAACAGCGAGCCACCACCGAUGCAAUUCCCCAAGCUCCCGGCAAAGGCCGCGUACCUUCAUCUGAAGAACCCGACGAAACGCAAUGCCCUGAGUCUCGAGAUUCUUGAGGACCUCCGCACGCAGCUCCUCUCGCACCUUACAUCACGGGCGACAGGGAGGCUCCUUGCCCUCCCUGCUUUCAACCCCUCGAUCCUCUCCGAACUCGAAGCUGCAAGCGGGCACGCCGAAUCUGGCUCAGGUGGCUCGUCGAAACACAGCUGGCUUGUUGAUGCUGCGGAGUGGAAGCACCAGCGGGAUGGCUUGCCCAAUGUGAUCGUCCUUCGCAGUUCCGGGCCCGUCUUCUCGUCGGGCCACGACCUGAAGCAGCUCUCAUCGCUCUCCGACGUUGAAGUGAGGCGGACAUUCGCCCUGUGCGCCGAGGUCAUGUCCCUCAUCCGGCGCAGUCCCGCGCCCGUUAUCUGUCCCAUCCAGGGCCUUGCGACCGCGGCUGGGCUACAGCUCGCGCUGUCGACUGAUUAUCCAAUCGCCCUCUCCACCACCAAGUUUCAGCUGCCUGGUGCGAGCAUCGGACUCCCGUGCACGAGCCCCGCGAUCGCCGUGUCACGCCGUCUACCACCUGGCCAGGCGUACCGGCUUCUGCUUUCCGCGGAAGCCGUCACGGCGGACGAGAUGCGGGGCGCCGUGGACGUGGUGCCCACGCCUGAUCAUGCCGAGUCCACGGACACCGCUGCCGCGGCUUUUGAGGGGCGUGUAGCGGAAGUGGUGGAGCGGCUGGCGGGGUCCGCGGGACAACCGAUGGCUCUUGGGAAGUGGGCGUACUGGACGCAACUCGGUAUCAGAGGAGACGGCGCUGACGAGGGAGGAGCCGACGGGUAUGAGGAGGCUGCGAGCUGGGCCGGGGGCGUCAUGGCACUGCAUGCGCGGAGUGCCGACGCAAAAGAGGGCAUCGCGGCUUUUACUCAGAAGCGGAAACCGGCAUGGCGGACGUAA